Molecule: messenger RNA, 2358 nt
Organism: Aspergillus aculeatinus CBS 121060
Lineage: Eukaryota; Fungi; Ascomycota; Eurotiomycetes; Eurotiales; Aspergillaceae
Product: LysM peptidoglycan-binding domain-containing protein
Exons: 8
Coding region: 1-2358 (785 amino acids)
Source: RefSeq, a predicted model, not a curated record
AUGGCAGCAUUGCCGAUGGUCUUGAUUACGGUCCUGGCAGCCUUUCUGUCACUGUCAUGGGCACAGCAGUUCACGGGUACUACUAUGUUCACCAACUACACCGGGCUGAGUACACAGUGUCAGGACGCUCUCGCCACCAAUGUUACUUGCUCGCCCUAUCUUGGAAUUAUCUCUAAAAAUCCUGAUCAGCACGUCACUAAUGAUCGUGCUAGCAAUGGCGUCAUGUCAGCAGAUCAGGUCGACGAAGUCUGUGUCGACAGCUGCUAUACAUCUCUGGAAGCUGCUCGAACCACCAUCGCAGCCGCGUGUACCCUCAGCACUGAUGUGAUUGUGGUGGAGACUGUGGCUUAUCCAGCCACCUUCAUCGUGGAUAACUAUCUUUUUACAUACGAGAUGUCCUGCAGAACGGACAAUAGCACGGGCAAACACUGCGAUCCUCUAAUCGCAUCGUGGUCGAAUCAAAGCCUCAGCGCUGACCAAAAGUGCUCUGACUGCUGGCUAGGUGGUCUGGCUUUGGAAUUGGCCAGUCCCUUUGGCUACGAUGACUCGCUGGCCAGCAACUAUGCGUCGCUGACCUCCAGCUGUAAUGCCACAGGCUACACCUACGCCACCCCGACGCAGUACGCAAUCAAUGCGACAGCACCCACAGCCUCGACAACUGCCACAGCGACCACGGUACCAAAUUGUAGCGGGUUUUACACGGUUCAAGAAGACGAUGACUGCAACUCAGCGGCACUAGCUCUGAACGUGUCUACUUACAGUCUCCUAUACACUAACAACCUGGAUCUUUACUGCCAGACCUGGGCCACCACGGCGGUCAACUCAACGCUAUGUGUCCCACCGCAGUGUGAAACCUACGUCUGGCAGAUGCACGACUCGUGUAACAGUGUUUUUCUGUCAUGGAACCCCAACUUCAAUUCUCUUUGUCAAAAUGCCGUGAAUUACAUUGACUACGUUGUCUGCAUUGGGAAGGGUAAUUGUGCUGAUACAAGCCAUAGACCACCCGGAGGCUAUCUGAAUCACACCAUGGAUGGGUCCGGUAACUCCACGGCCGCAAACCCGACCACCUUCACCACUGCAGCGCCAGCCCCAACGAACGCUCUCAAUGGAUCAAGCACCAACUGCGGCAAGUGGUACACCGUAGUGGAAGGCGAUACCUGCAGCCUGGUAUCGGUGGCCAACUCGGUCUCCCUAACGGACUUCUACUUCCUCAAUCCGGAGAUCGACGCUAACUGCACCAACCUCGAGCUCGGCGAGGCAUACUGCAUCGCUGCUGUCGGCGACAUCAGCACUUACUCGGGCUACCCGAUAACUACCCCCUGGAUCACGGUGGCCACAGCCAGCUUUCCCGCAGUUGACACUUCGAUCCCCACAACCACCAGCGACCCGGGCUUUAUCUACACGCCCACCUAUCUCCCCACUGCACCGGGUACCGUCUCAGGCUGCGCAUCAUACAGGAACUAUGAUGACACCACAUAUAACCUGAAUUCAUGCAGAUAUAUUGCUUUCGCAUACGGUGUGACCACUGAUGAUUUACUCGCGUGGAAUCCCAGUCUAGACACCAAUGUGACCACAUGCGCCCUGCAACCUGGGUACAGCUAUUGCGCGCUGCUAAACGAUACCUAUCUAACCGGUGGCGUUGACAGCGAUUCAUUUUGUUUACCAGUCAACGCCACUGAGGCGACCACAGUGUCGAACUGCAACUGCUUCACGGAGAUCCUUGGAUACAUGGCCGGCGACUACCAAUGCGACGAUAUCGAGUCCGACUUUAGCAUAACGGCAUCCAAACUGACCACAUGGAACCCCUGGCUUGCCGGCGACUGCGACGCGGCGCUGUACGCAAAUAUCACCGGUAACGACCGCCGCUCCGUCUGCGUUGGAGUGGAUGACUCUGGGACCCCCUCGGCUACCACUACUACUGCGAUUCCCUCUACCACCACAGCCACCCCAGCAGCCCCGACCCAAACCGGGGUGGUAGCCGGGUGUCAGGAGUUCUUCACCAUCGAGUCAGGCGAUGACUGUUCGACCAUGGAGGCCGAAUUCGGCGUCACCCUCGCCCAGCUCUACGCAUGGAAUCCCAGCAUUGGCCCCACCUGUACGAACCUCUGGCUCGGAUACGCAUACUGCGUCAAGGGGCCAACGACGACGGCAACCGCAACGAGUGUCGGGCCCACGCAGACGGGGAUCGCCGCGAACUGCGACGAAUAUUAUACGGUCGUGAGCGGGGACUCAUGCGCGGCCAUCGAGAGCGAGUACGGCAUUACCUUUGCGCAGCUGUAUGAAUGGAAUCCGGCAAUCGGGUCGGACUGCGAGGCCCUGGAGGUUGGGUACGCGGUUUGUGUGGGAGUUUCUUCUUGA